UCCAUGUCCGUGACCCCAAAACCGCAAACGAAAGCAGUCGUAGGGUAUCUCCCGAGUUCCCAUGGUGUCCUCGGCUGAUGUGAAGCAUACAAACCCGUUGGACUUCGUAUGGACGAGAAUGGAGCUGGCGGUGGUGGAGGUGGGCUCCGAGAGACUGCGUUGUCCUUCACAGGAAUCAUUUCCAUCAUCACCUUCUGCUGCUGCUCGACGAUGUCGUGUGUGGCGUUGUGCAUCAAGCUCGCCAGCUGGAUGUUCGGGCACCGCGGGAGGCGGCAGAGGGUUCCCUUGCUACCCCACGAGCAGCAAAACGAUGGCGAGGCCGAAGAACAACUCUACUCCCCGCACCACCAACCGGUCAUCAUCCUGGACACCAAUUCCGCAGAGAAGCGAAGCGGGUACACCCUGCACGCUUCGGAAAUCGAGCUUCGACAGGUGCCUUUCGGAAACUUAGAAGCGCAACGGGAGACUAAGAACUCAGACGAUGGCGACGACGACGUUGUAUUUUUGACGGGAGCACAAGCAGACCCCAACAAGAUUCGGAAGCAGCAGCACCUCAAGGGCAGCGCCUCACAGAUGGAGCGUGAUACGACGACGGGUACGUCGAUCAUGACGAGGGCUGGAACACCGUCGACGAACGGCGAACAGGAAGAUAGCAGUGAUUUUGGCGAAGAAGCAGACCAGGUGGUGGAUGAGGAGGAGGAAGAUGAGGAGGACGAGAAGGAGAGGCAGAAGGAGAAAGAUACCGAGCGCGGCGGGAAGACAACAAAAUAGAGGUGAAUUAAUUGCAUUUGCACAACUCAGCAGACAGCGUGGCGGGUCUCGCGCUUCUCGACUGAGUGUUUUACGAAGAACGGACGAGACGGCUGCUGUGCGGACGUAUCUUGAACAGCGAGGAGAACGUCUACGAAGUUGUCUAAGCCAUCAACAUACUUUUGUUCAGGAGGAAACGUAUAAGUACGCUCCGUGGAUCGGUUCGAUCGGUUCGACCUCUGUUAAUCGAAGCUUCGCUGACCGGAGAGUCCGUACGGUUUUCUGCUCGUGUCGGGGUAAUUCACAUCCAGGUUUUCGUUGUACAAAUACCUCGCUCUUUGUUGUCUGUCCUGAGAUGUCGCAAGAGACGUCUGUUAUUUUCUCAGCGAUUGCGGUAGGAAACAAUUCUUGUAAAUAUUUACUUUUUUUUUUGUGGAUGGAUGGAUGAUUUUUUGAUCGGAAGACGUGGCCAUGAGAGCCUCCUGGAACGUGUUUGCAAUUUCGAGGGGCAUCAACGUGCAGCUUUCGAGCCCAGCGUCGGCUUGAUCGAGGAAAAACGGGGACGCGGUUGCGGGGCAGCGAUGAGCCUAUCGGGGGUGCACGUGUCGGUGUGUUCUGCUGUGUUGGUAUCAGAUGUGUCAAUUUAGACAAGUUGGGUGUCCUUGGCGUAGACCGCCGUUAUUGUGUUGUUUUGGCCGAUCUACUUUACGUUGCAGCUGACGGCACCGCUAGAAGUACCAAAAGGGUGUGGUGGAGCCUCAAGCUAGGAACAUAAGAUUGUCAACGAGCUUGUGCCGAUACGUCUGCAGAUUGUCGUUGAGGUGGCGCCUAGUUGCGUAUGCAGCAGCCUGAAUUUAGUAAACGUUUUGAGAAUUUGAAAAUAUAUGCAGACGGCGAUUCUAAGCGAGGGUGCGACGGUGCAGUCGAAUAACUACGCAGGUGGAGAGAGUGCACGACGCGGAUGGAGAGAGUGCAUCGCUGGAAUCUAGUUUACUGCCUUCUUCUUUAGGCUUGGUGUAUUGUAAUUCUGUUGUGCACGUUUUUUUUUACACGGUGGUAUUGGCUAUUGCAAAGGCAGUGAUAAUUGCACUAGUGGUGCGCACCUCUUCACCCUUAAUGAAAGACGCUUCCCGCGGGUUGCAGUUAGUUAGAGAC
Ectocarpus sp. CCAP 1310/34 is the source of this 1905-nucleotide messenger RNA. Lineage: Eukaryota; Phaeophyceae; Ectocarpales; Ectocarpaceae. The record is from the annotation of a GenBank genome assembly.